Hydractinia symbiolongicarpus is the source of this 3326-nucleotide messenger RNA. RefSeq lists its product as uncharacterized. Gene Ontology annotation, molecular function: ubiquitin binding; ubiquitin-protein transferase activity. The record is from RefSeq and is a predicted model, not a curated record. NCBI's taxonomy places the organism in Eukaryota, Metazoa, Cnidaria, Hydrozoa, Anthoathecata, Hydractiniidae. The transcript has 2 exons. The coding region runs from base 509 to 2593 and encodes 694 amino acids.
AUACACCACCAAUCAACCCCCCUCCCCCUGCAACGAGAAGUGUGCCGAUAAGCCGAAAAAUGUUAUUACACUGCUUGCAUGCUAUUCUGUUAUAAGCAAUGUGCUGUUUUUGUAUUAAUAUUGUGUUUUGUAUCACCAUGUGAUUACAAUGUUUUGAUAGGUAAACAGGGCAGCUUAUAAAACAGAACGUAGGACUACGACUGGUAGUUAAAUGGAACUGUGCGGUGCAUAUGCAUGUGUACAACAACACUGUCAACAGGUGUAUUGUAAUGAUGGCAAAUUUCUCAAGUUUUGGUUUUCUUCAAGUGACACUGCACCCAUUUUCAAGAAUUUUAAAUAAUGCAGCAAAUAUGUACAAUGUUCUUAUUCGAUUUUCCUUUAAGGAUAUUCUUAAGACAUUUUUAAAUUUUUGUCUUACUAUCGUGAAUAUUUAUCGGCAUGGUUGUAAUUUUCAAAACUUUCAAGCUAAAUUGUAUGUGAUGUUUUAGGAAUUAAAAAUUGAUUCAGCAUGCAGAAAGUGAAAGACGCUAUAGACAGACUGAAUAAUGCAUUGGAUGGUCUGUCAUCAUCAACAACAAGUACUCAAAAUAAUCCAAAUCAGAACAUCUUCCAGAGUCCAAACUCACAUCCAAGUCCAAACUUACAUCCAAGUCCACAACAUCAGAGAAUUCUACAAGAUUUCAAUAAGCAAUUUCCAGCGUUGAAUGCUGGUGGUAGCCGAUAUCGCCCACAAGCAAAGAAACCACGUCUCUCUAAUAACUUCAUUAAGGACACAUGGACCCAUAAAUUCUGUGCACUGAGCUACAAAGAUACAUCAGUUUCACCUAAUACACGUGAAUUAAUGGAGCUAAACCAAGUUGGUCUCGGAAUUGAAAAAGUUGUUUUUCCUUCCAAAACUGGAACACAUGCUAUGCUUCUGGAAGAGUUAACAAAAGCUUAUCCAAAAUUAUCAUCACAGAGUGGUGGCAUUGAACUUCUGAGGGCUGAGAGUGGUGGAAUAAACCGACCAUUGGUGUUGAUACCACCAAGAAAAGAUGGUUAUUCUAUCAGCUAUUUAAAAAAUUUAGUACCCGGUCACGCUGUAAUAUACAUCAGACCAGUGCAGAGCGACUUACCAAUGGAGGAACCAACUAUGGAUUCAGGUAUUGAAGUUAACUGUGUACGAUGUAAUCAGAAAUAUCCGUUAAAUGAUUUAAGAUUCCAUCAAGCUUAUUGUCAACUUGAUGAUGACAUUUUUCCAGAGAUGAUAGACGAUGAAGCUGGGCCAUCGAAUGAAAAAGAAGUAGGAAGUACUUCUCCCCAUAUCGAUACUUUGUCGGCAAUGUUUCCUCGAAUCUCUAAAGCCACAAUUCAGGACAUUUUACGGAAUACCAAAUCUAUCGAUGUGGCAGCCAAUAUUUUGAGUGAGAAAAGUGCAAGUGAAAAUAUGUCUGACAUGCUGCAAAUUAAAUGUGUAGAUAAGGACAUGUCUUUAAAAGAAAUUCUCAAUCAAAUUACAUCUCUUGCUUCAGAAAAUGAUACAAUCACUUUGGAAAUUGAACGUGACAAUCUUUGGAUGGAAUCCUUGAGAUUUUACAAAAGGAACCUUGUGAAUUCUCAAGUUAUGACCAAAAAAUUGAUCAUUGAGUUUAAAGGAGAGGACGGCCUUGAUGGUGGGGCAAUGAAAACCGAAUAUUUCAACCUUUUGUUAGAAGAAGUUAAAAAUCGUCUAUUUGAAGGUGAAAAUAACAGUUUGUUGCCUGUGAAAGACAUCACAAAAGCUGUGCUUUUCAAAGUUGCUGGUAUGAUUAUCGUACAUUCAUUGAUUGCUGGUGUUGACACCGGCUUCCCAGUAUUAGCAAAACCAUACUUUUUACACAUGUGUGGUAGAGAUACCGACAGUUUGAUUGAAAGUUUGAAUAAAAGCCACAUACCAGCAAAUGCAACAACUGAAAAUUUGAUUGAAUUGAUUGAAUCACUUGAUCAAUGUAAAACAAAGGACGAUAUAGACAAACUGCUUUACAAGGACAAUCAGAAGCAAGAUGUGUUUUGGUCACUUAUUAAUUCUGCGCAUUGGCCUGCCGACAAGAAUAUUAACAAAGAAAAUGUCCCAUUACUGGUUCAACAACUCAUUUUGAAUGAUGUGAUAUUGUCACGCCGAAACUCUUCAGACAUGUUAUUCGAAGGUUUGAGCUCGUGCAAUUUCUUGAAUACGAUUCGGUGUCAUUGGAAAGUUAUGGAUCAAAUAUUUUGUGCUGGUUAUCGCAUGAUUGAGAGUAAAGAAUUUAUCAAAUGUUUUAGUUUUGACGAACCAACUUCCUUCGUGGAGACACAGGCAAAGAAAUUUUUUCUGUCGUUUAUUGAAAAAAGUGACAGUAUGACAUUGAGUAAAGUACUUGCCUUCUGUACUAGUCAUACAGUUGUUCCACUGGAUGGUAUGAAAAAUGAAAUCAGAGUGAAAUACAUGUCGGAUGAUGAAAAAAACAGUAUGUGCAAAUCCUCUGCAUGUUUAAAAAUAAUCUACCUACCUACAGUUCAUUCUGUAGAAAAGGCGUUUCACAAUAUGUUGGCAACAGCUUUAGCAUGUGAAUCAAAGGGAUUCGCAAAUCCAUGAUAAUUGUAAAUUUUUAGGGGCACUAACGAGUUUAUUUUUUUCCUUCAAGGUGAUCGAUUUUUAGCUUAUGUUGUCAUUGUUCUUAUUAUGUUGUCAUUGAGAAAAAAUGCCGAUUUUUUUUCUUUUUCUUCCAAAAUAUGCCUCACUUCUAUAAAACUGAUUUUUUUUCUGGUGGGGGGGAAUAUAAAAAUCCUGUCAGUCCUAUGCAAGAAUUCUUCCAGUGAUAUACAUACUUUUAAUGAUCAGAUUGAUUAUGAUUAGUCUCGAAUUUAUGACUGACUUGUACGCUCCUUGAAGUCUAUAUAUACUGCACAUGCAUUUAUAAGUUCGUCUUUUUGUUGUUCUAUUUUGUUUGUUUUCUAACUUUUAUAUGGAAAAGAUGUAUGGUUAUAGUCGUGAUCAAGUUACGCAUUGCAUUAUCAUUCAGCUGUGCUAACCAAGAAGAUAUUUUUCUUUUCUUUUUAUUUCACAAGGGUUAUGUUUGUUAUUUUGUUCUUUAUGUGAAAAAAUGUUCUACUUAUAUACGGUCGACUCACUCAGAGAAAGUUAUUUAAAAACAGAACUGUUAUCGUUAAGUAACUUUUAAACAUAUUUCGAACAUUUUGGAGGGAAUUUCGUCUGGCAUUUUUAGGAUUUAUUGUAUGAUUAAACAAACAAGUGGUUUUGUUGACAUUUCGUGUACUUAUGCAGUACUUUUAUUUUUCAGAAUAUAACAUGAAUAUACAACAAUUGA